UCAGUUAAAAGCAAUAGUACAAGCCACAAGCCAGAAAGAAAAGAAAUUGAAACCCUCUCAAGUAAUAUUAGAAUAGCAGAGAAAGAUAAAGCUAUAGAAAGCAACUUUCAAAUAGGCGAAAGCAAAGAUGAAUUAGAAUACAAAGAA
Molecule: messenger RNA, 147 nt
Organism: Dentiscutata heterogama
Lineage: Eukaryota; Fungi; Glomeromycota; Glomeromycetes; Diversisporales; Gigasporaceae
Source: the annotation of a GenBank genome assembly